Messenger RNA from Scatophagus argus, 1667 nucleotides. RefSeq names its product glycerol-3-phosphate dehydrogenase [NAD(+)], cytoplasmic-like. The coding region runs from base 94 to 1149 and encodes 351 amino acids. The transcript has 8 exons. Gene Ontology annotation, biological process: carbohydrate metabolic process; glycerol-3-phosphate catabolic process. NCBI's taxonomy places the organism in Eukaryota, Metazoa, Chordata, Actinopteri, Scatophagidae. Gene Ontology annotation, molecular function: protein homodimerization activity; glycerol-3-phosphate dehydrogenase [NAD(P)+] activity; NAD binding. The record is from RefSeq and is a predicted model, not a curated record. Gene Ontology annotation, cellular component: glycerol-3-phosphate dehydrogenase (FAD) complex; cytosol.
CCCUCAGCUGUGUGUCUGGUAUAAAUACUUUUUGUCCUGGCUUCAGUCUGUCUUCACAGCGGCAGCAGCUCCGUCUCAGAGGUCAAACACACGAUGGCAGCACCAAAGAAAAUCUGUGUGGUUGGCUCUGGUAACUGGGGCUCUGCCAUCGCCAAGAUUGUGGGUGCCAAUGCAGCCAAGUAUGACAAGUUUGAGACCACAGUGAAUAUGUGGGUGUUUGAAGAGAUGGUGAGUGGACGCAAACUCACAGAAAUCAUCAACACAGACCAUGAAAACGUGAAGUAUCUGCCCGGUCACAAGCUGCCCCCCAACGUGCUGGCUGUUCCAGACCUGGUUGAGUCUGUGAAAGGAGCUGACAUCCUGAUCUUUGUGGUCCCUCACCAGUUCAUUGUGAGGGUGUGCGACACCAUUAAAGACCACAUCAAGAAAGAUGCCAUAGGAAUGUCUCUCAUCAAAGGUGUCGAUGCAGGUCCAGAGGGUCUGAAGCUGAUCUCAGAGGUCAUCCGAGGGAAACUGGGCAUCACCACGACGGUCCUCAUGGGAGCAAACAUUGCCAGUGAGGUCGCAGAGGAGAAGUUCUGUGAGACAACCAUCGGGUGCAAAGACAAAGCUUAUGGGCCCAUGUUGAAGGAGCUGAUGCAGACCACCAACUUCCGUGUGACCGUGGUGGAAGAGUCUGAUGUGGUGGAGAUCUGUGGGGCACUCAAGAACAUUGUAGCGGUGGGAGCAGGUUUCUGUGAUGGCCUGGGAUUUGGCGACAACACCAAGGCAGCAGUGAUUCGUCUGGGCCUGAUGGAGAUGAUUGCCUUUGCCAGGGUCUUCUGCACAGAUUGCCCCGUCUCCCCUGCCACCUUCCUGGAGAGUUGUGGCGUCGCUGACCUCAUCACAACCUGCUAUGGUGGACGCAACCGCAAGAUUGGGGAGGCCUUUGCUAAAACAGGCAAGACCAUUGAGCAGUUAGAGAAUGAGCUGCUGAAUGGGCAGAAGCUUCAAGGUCCAGCAACUGCAACUGAGGUGCACCACAUACUGAAACAGAAAAACAUGGUGGAAAAGUUUCCUCUUUUCACUGCUGUUUACCAGAUCUGCUUCAAUGGCCACCCUGUCACAGAUUUCAUCAAAUGUUUGCAGAAACACCCAGAGCACAUGUGAAGGACUGAUGAAGGGGAAGAAACUGUGAAAGGACUUUAACAUUAGAAUUACUGUAUAACCCAGGUGAUUAUGGGACAGGGGGGUUAGGUGAGGACUCUGCCAAAUCUUGACUACAUUGGCUACAUGAAUACUCGAACAGAAAAGCAAAAAAAUGGAGCAGAGUUGCUUCUUUACGUGAGCUGCUGUGUUGACCUGUCACUGGCAAAAGCGUAACUCGUGCUUCUCCUGAUUACAAAAAUACAUGUCACAACCUGUCGCGUAAAUUUACCAAGUCUUAAAAAGACAGACGUUUGGAUCACUCUGCCUUAUACAAAACAUAAACCGUUGCAUCAUUUCUCAGUUAAAAGUGCCUUAACUCGUCUCUCUACUGACAAGUAAGUUUUCCAGUGUUUAACAAAGCGCUGAGCUCACAACUGUAACCACUCCCACUGAACUGUUUUUCUUCUGACCUUCUGAAGAGGUAGCCACUUACCUAACAUGAUUUAUUUUGGAAUAAAUUAUUGAACUUGUUCACCUUG